AUGAACGCUCGAGCUAUGCUGCGUACAAUGCCGCACGCUUCUAUGCGGACGACUCGCAUGCGUGUGCAGCCGCGUUGGGCAUCGUCGUCGGCCCCCAAGCCCCCUGCCUCGGAGGACGAGGCACAGAAAGCCACCCAAGCUGCUGCUUCACAGGAGGCCAAUACGGCUGCCUCACAAGCUCACGAGACGGAAGCAGGAAACACUGCUACUCCCUUGCCGCGCAAGGGUAUCCAGCUGGACAUUGACGCUUCGUCGCUGGUCGAUGCACAGGCCCUGGAAGCGCCGGAAGGUGAAGAAGGCGAGACGGGCAAGCGCACCAAUGCCAAAGCACGCUCCGACCGCAAUGGUGGCCCGUCAGAUCGUACACGCAACAUCCUUAUGCGUGGCACGCUGAUUGGUGCGACGCUUAUGGGUGGCUACGCUGUGUGGAUGCUCGGCCGUGACUUGGACGAGCGUGAGCAUGAAGUGUUCCAUGACAAGGAGGGCGUAAACUCGUUCUUUGGCCGUUUGUGGCUGCGUAUUCAGGCGCUGCGGGAGGGUGUGAACAAGCCCGUAUGGGAUGUUCUGCUCCCAGACCCACUGCCGUAUCCGUAUUCGCGACCUUACACGCUUGUUGUCGACCUGGAUCAACUGUUGGUCGCCUCGUCGUGGAGUACGUCGCAUGGCUGGCGAACGGCGAAGCGUCCUGGUCUGGACUACUUCCUGGGCUAUCUCUCGCAGUGGUACGAGAUUGUGCUGUUCACCACGCAGCCGUUCUACAUUGUGGAGAAAGUUAUUGAGAAGCUCGAUCCGGAUCGCCGCUACAUUGCCUACCAACUGUUCCGCGAGAGCUGCCGUACGCAUAAUGGCAAGUUGGUGAAGGAUAUUAGUCAUCUGAACCGUGACCUCCGCAAGGUGAUUGUUCUCGAUAUCAACCCUGAGCACGUCUCGAUGCAGCCUGAGAAUGCUAUUGUGCUCGAGCCGUGGAAGGGCGACAAGAACGAUCGCGACUUACUGGGCCUGAUUCCGUUCCUCGAUGCCAUUGGCAUUUACGGCGUGAGCGAUGUACGUACAACUCUGAAGGCGUACGAAGGCAAGCACAUCCCUACCGAGUAUGCCAUCAACGAGGCACAAGUGAAGAAGCGCCACGAGGAAGAAUGGCUUGCCAAGAAGGAGCGCCUGGGUGGUCUUUCCGGCCUGUUUGGCGGUAUCAUGUCGGGCCAGGCAUCGAACAAAGAGCCGCCCAAGACAUUCCUGGAGCAGGAGCGUGUGCGUUUCCAGCAAGGCUACUUGGAAGAUCAAAAAUUCUGGCGCGAGAAUGGCGAAGCGCUGCGCAAGCAAAUGCAAGAAGAGCAGGAACGCCAGCUGCAAGAAAUGAAGCUGAAUGCAUGGGAAGGCGUCACACGCAUUUUCACAGGUGCACCACCUCCCCCGCCCUCGCAUGAACCGCCGCAAGGCGCUGCGCCUGCUACGCCAGCCUCGGCAUAG
This is a messenger RNA of Malassezia pachydermatis, 1467 nucleotides long. Its product is annotated as tim50-mitochondrial inner membrane import translocase subunit. NCBI's taxonomy places the organism in Eukaryota, Fungi, Basidiomycota, Malasseziomycetes, Malasseziales, Malasseziaceae. Gene Ontology annotation, molecular function: phosphoprotein phosphatase activity. The transcript has a single exon. Bases 1 to 1467 code for a protein of 488 amino acids. The record is from RefSeq and is a predicted model, not a curated record.